Tarenaya hassleriana is the source of this 3340-nucleotide messenger RNA. Its product is annotated as receptor-like protein kinase HSL1. Lineage: Eukaryota; Viridiplantae; Streptophyta; Magnoliopsida; Brassicales; Cleomaceae. Gene Ontology annotation, molecular function: protein kinase activity; protein binding; ATP binding. The transcript is spliced from 2 exons. Bases 107 to 3085 code for a protein of 992 amino acids. The record is from RefSeq and is a predicted model, not a curated record. Gene Ontology annotation, biological process: protein phosphorylation.
CUGUGUGUGUAUAUAUAGUUUCACCAUCACUUAUCUUCCCACUCCGCCACCGCUCUCCGCCGCAGCAGCGCCGUCUCUGCCGUAGGAAAGUGGCCAUUGUUGUGGAAUGAAGAUGACUUUUCUUCUUCUCUUCUUCCUUUUCCCUGUAGUCCUCUCUCUCAACCAUGAGGGUCUCAUUCUCCAGCAAGUGAAGCUCUCUCUCCUCGACCCCGACUCUUCUCUCUCCUCCUGGAACCCUAACGACGUCUCUCCUUGCCGAUGGUAUGGUGUCUCCUGCGGCGUGGGCUCCGUCACCUCCGUCGACCUUUCCGACGCUAACCUCGCGGGACCUUUCCCUUCCGUCAUAUGUCGUCUCCCAAACCUCUCGUUCCUUUCCUUCUUCAACAACUCCAUAGCCUCGAAUCUUCCUAUCGAUGUUGCGGCGUGUAAGAGCCUCGAGCAUCUCGAUCUCUCCCAGAAUCUCUUCACCGGCAAACUUCCGUACACUCUGGCCGAUCUCCCUAACUUGAAGUACCUCGAUCUAACCGGAAACAACUUCUCGGGUGAUAUUCCGGCUAGUUUCGGCGGGUUUCAGAAGCUCGAGGUUCUGUCUCUCGUGUACAAUCUCUUGGAUGGGACGAUUCCGCCGUUCCUCGGGAACAUAAGCUCGCUCAGGAUGUUGAACCUGUCGUACAACCCCUUUCGUCCCGGUCGUAUCCCACCGGAGCUCGGGAACCUGACGAAUCUCGAGGUUAUGUGGCUCACCGAGUGUAAUCUGGUCGGGAAGAUCCCUGACUCUCUGGGUGGACUCGGUCGUCUAACCGAUUUGGACCUCGCGCUGAACAAACUGGAGGGUCCUAUCCCGAGUUCGCUUGGCGGGUUGGCUCGUGUCGUCCAGAUAGAGCUCUACAACAACUCGUUGAGCGGCAAGAUCCCCCCGGAGCUCGGGAAUCUGAAGUCGCUGAGACUCCUCGAUGCGUCUAUGAACAGGUUGAGUGGCUCAAUACCUGACGAGCUUUGCCGGGUUCCAUUGGAGAGCUUGAAUCUCUACGAGAACGAACUCGAAGGUGAGCUUCCAUCGACCAUAGCACUGUCUCCGAACUUGUACGAGCUCAGGAUCUUUAGGAACCGCCUCACCGGCGAGUUACCUAGAGACCUCGGAAAAAACUCGCCGUUGAAAUGGCUUGACGUGUCAGAAAACGGAUUUUCCGGCGAGUUACCGGCGACUUUGUGCGAGAAUGGUGAGUUAGAGGAGUUGCUGAUAAUACAAAACUCGUUCUCCGGCCAAAUUCCUCAGAGUCUUAGCGAUUGCCGGAGCUUGUACCGUAUCCGGUUGGGACACAACCGGUUAUCGGAUCAGGUCCCUGUCGCAUUCUGGGGAUUGCCUCAUGUUUACUUGCUUGAGCUUGUCAACAACUCCUUCUCCGGCAAAAUUGCGAAGACUGUCUCAGGUGCAUCUAAUCUCUCUAUGUUGAUAAUAUCGAACAAUGAGUUCAGUGGCUCUUUGCCGGAGGAAAUUGGGUUCUUGGACAAUCUUAAUCAGUUAUCAGCGAGCGACAACAAGUUCAGUGGCUCAUUCCCUGGUUCCAUGGUGAAACUUGGGGGACUGAGUAUUCUUGAUCUUCAUGGAAACCAGUUUUCAGGGGAGUUACCGCGUGGAAUCGAGUCCUGGAAGAAACUGAACGAAUUGAAUUUAGCCAAUAACCAAUUUUCCGGUAGAAUCCCCAAUGAGAUCGGGAGUCUGUCUGUCUUGAACUACCUCGAUCUGUCUGAUAACCGGUUUUCUGGUGAAAUACCACUCUCUUUGCAGAAUUUGAAGCUAAACCAGUUGAACUUGUCGAAUAACAGGUUAUCGGGUGAGGUUCCUCCCCUACUGGCUAAAGAAAUGUAUAAGAAUAGUUUCCUUGGAAAUCCUGGUUUGUGCGGAGACUUGGAGGGAAUGUGUGGACGCUUGAGUGAAGCUAAGAACAAAGGAUAUCUAUGGCUUCUCCGGUCAAUUUUCAUACUUGCAGCAGUUAUCUUCCUCGUCGGUGCUGUAUGGUUCUACUUCAAAUAUCGAAACUUCAAGAAAGCAAGAGCCGUGGAGAGAUCAAAGUGGACAUUAAUGUCGUUCCACAAACUGGGCUUCAGCGAAAACGAGAUUCUUGAAAGCUUAGACGAAGACAAUGUGAUCGGAAUUGGAGCUUCUGGUAAAGUGUACAAGGUUGUUCUUACCAGUGGCGAGGUUGUAGCGGUCAAGAGACUAUGGACGAGAUCCAUAAAACAGACAGGAAACCAUGAUCCAGAGAAAGAUCAACUACCUAAGCCUCAAGACGAAGCCUUCGAGGCAGAGGUUGAGACAUUAGGCAAGAUCAGACAUAAGAACAUUGUCAAGCUCUGGUGUUGCUGUGUCACGAGAGAUUGCAAGCUCUUGGUUUACGAGUACAUGCCCAACGGUAGCUUGGGUGAUCUGCUGCAUAGCAGUAAAGGAGGAUUGCUGGGUUGGCUGACAAGGUACAAGAUUAUCUUCGAUGCAGCUGAAGGGCUGUCCUAUCUUCACCAUGACUGUGUUCCUCCGAUUGUACAUAGAGAUGUCAAGUCCAACAACAUUUUGAUCGAUGGAGAUUACGGGGCACGAAUUGCUGAUUUCGGGGUCGCUAAAGUAGUUGACUUGACCUGCAAGGCACCAAAGUCCAUGUCGGUUAUCGCUGGUUCUUGCGGUUAUAUCGCACCAGAAUAUGCCUACACACUCCGGGUAAACGAGAAGAGCGACAUAUACAGUUUCGGGGUUGUGAUGCUCGAGAUAGUCACCAGGAAACGACCCAUGGACCCCGAGCUGGGAGAGAAGGAUCUGGUCAAGUGGGUUUGCACCACACUAAAGGAGAAGGGCAUCGAUCAUGUCAUAGACCCGAAACUCGAAUCUUGCUUCAAGGAACAGAUAAGUAAAGUCUUAAACAUCGGCCUCCUCUGCACGAACCCCCUACCCAUCAACCGACCCUCCAUGAGAAGGGUCGUGAAGAUGCUGCAAGAAAUAAGCGGCGAAAAUCAUCACACGGCUUCCCAAAAGGACGGCAAACUGACUCCGUACUACUACGAAGACUCCUCGGAUCAAGCAAGCGUUGUCUGAAAACAAACUCCCAUUCAAAUCCUUACAUAUACAUAUAUGAAAUUCGAAUGGGAGAAAUUGAAAUUCUCUAGGAGAGAAAAGGAACACAGCUCUCCAAAUAUCCGUUGGCUCUUAAAGUUUGUGACUUUUGGGCAAACUAUGAUGACUACCCACUUGGGUUUUUUGCUCUCUUGCUUUAGGAGUUUUCUGAAUUUAAGGAGAGUAACGUUUUCACUGUAAAGUUAUCAAACCCGUCAGUGUGUUAAUUUAGAUUUA